GCUCCUGGUGAUCUGGGCACUUUCUCCUUCAUGUCCCUGACCUGGCAGGACCCGCUUUAGGACACGGAUCCCAAAGGAGCAAGAGGUACCAGGAAGCGCCGCUGAUCUGCACAGAGCCCUUUGCCUGCUGCUGCCCCACAGGGAACAGGGAGCUGCUGAGGAGCCACAUGGUCCAUCCCUGGAUUCUCCAAGCACUGACUGCCCAUCCACUCUGACCACAGCCAGGGGCCACAUCCCACUGCCUGCCCAGCGUCCAUCCAUGGAGGAGCCGCUUUAGGACACGGAUCCCAAAGGAGCAAGAGGUACCAGGAAGCGCCGCUGAUCUGCACAGAGCCCUUUGCCUGCUGCUGCCCCACAGGGAACAGGGAGCUGCUGAGGAGCCGCAUGGUCCAUCCCUGGAUUCUCCAAGCACUGACUGCCCAUCCACUCUGACCACAGCCAGGGGCCACAUCCCACUGCCUGCCCAGCGUCCAUCCAUGGAGGUGAGCACCGUGUCCCCUCUUUUCACCUCACCGACUGACACACCUGCUCAGUGUGAGAUCAGUGUCUCCAGUGUGGCCAUGCACUUUGUGACGCUGCUCAUUGGCCUCUGUGGCCUGGCUGGGAACGGGGCUUUCCUCUGGCUCCUCCAAAUUAAUGCCAUCACUGACUUUGUAGCAUUCAACCAGGCCAGCAUCGACUUCCUCUUCCUCAUCUUCAUGGUCCCCUCCACCCUGCUCUUUCUGCUGGAGGAGGUUUCCUGCUCUGCUAUAAUGCCCCAAGUGUAUUUGAGCUUGCUUUCCCAGCUGUCACUGUUCACCUACACCAUGGGGCUCUUCCAGCUGAUGUUCAUCAGCAUCGAGAGGUGCAGGUCCAUCCUCUGCCUGUUUUUCUGUGUUGGACAAGUUUCCGAGCACCUGUUGUGGGUGAUAAUGAGUGCCCUGUUCUGGGCCUUGUUCUUUGUUGUGACCGCUGUCAAUCCCACGGUGACUUCCCUGUGCCAGUCACACGAGCAGGAGCAAUGCCAGGUGGCUCUCACAUCCAUGUACGCCCUCAACCUCUUCCUAUUUGCUGUACCCAUGCUCAUUUCCAGCACAAUCCUCUUCAUUCAUCUCAAGCCUGGCUCCCAGCAGCAGCCACCCAAGAGGCUCGACAUUGUUAUUGUCCUCGUUGCGCUCUUCAGUCUGCCCCUCAGUCUCUGGUUUCUCCUGCAGCAGCUUGGUUACACGGCUGUGCCCUCCCAGGUGGUUUUCCUGCUCACCUGCAUCACCAGCAGCAUCAAACCCUUCAUCUGCUUCUUGGUGGGGAGCUGGAAGAGAGACUGCUCCAUGGGGAGCUGCUGGAGACACUGCUCCAUGGAGAGCUGCAGGAAGCACUCCUCCAUGCAGUCCCUAAGGGAGGCGAUCCACAGGGUGUUUGAGGAGCCAGAAGAAAACACUGCCUAUAGAGAUGAUCCCUCUGUGGACACAGUUAUCUGAGUCUGUUGAUCCCUUCCACUGCACUGCUGAAGGACCCUGGGACAGUGGCUGAGGGAUUCCUUGAGUCACCUGAUAAAGAAAUACCCACAGGAUCAGCCUCCCUGUGCUGGUGCAUCCCCAGCCCCUUUCCAGGCCGCUCUGGGCUCUGAUCCGUGCUUGUGAGGCCUCAGCCUUGAGGAGCAGCCCCUGGGCUCAGCUCCUGUGGCGCUGAUCACAAACACCCUCUGCUCCCAGCAACUGCUGCUGUCCAACCACCUCCUGGGCUUUUAUCAACAGCCUUGGAAAUUAUUGUACUGCCCUGGAUGCCAGAGCAUCCCUGCUCUCCCACUGUCCCAGGAAGCUGCCGGCCCCAGGUGUGGCCAGGGUGAACCAUUGCUGUGAGGGACGCCCAUGCCUUGGGGCCCUGUGAGCAGCGGCCCAAAAGGAGACCCUUGGAGCUCUGCUGGGCCCAGCAGCGCUGAGCAGAAGCUCCCUGGCACUGGGGCCUCUCCCAGCUGGGAUCUCUCCCGGCUGCUGCCCUCGGCUGAUCCCCGAACGCCCACGGCUCCUGGGCCCAUCCCCCAGGGCUCCAGGCCCAGCCCUUGGCACAGGGAGGAGAUGCAAAGGGAUCCGCAGGGAGCAUUUCACUGCCUGCCAGGGCAAUUUCUCACAGGGACCUUGCACUGACUCUGGCUGCCUGUCUGUCUGUCUGUCUGUGUGCACACACGUCUGCAUCUGCUCUGGCAAAUGUGGCAGAGAUGCUGCUCUCCCAGCUGUGUUAGUGCCUGAGACAUCUGAGUGGGGCAGGCCUGCAAGCAAGGUUAAGGCAUGAGAUACCCUUCCAGCUAAAUGCUGGAAAGGGUUAUUUCUUUGCUAAAUUGUUAUUUUUAAUGUACAAAAGCAAGAAUGUUUGGGGGAAGCAGAGACACUGCUCAUGGUCCUGGUUGGAGCAGUGCAGGAGCGGGGCUGUUGUACGGGGAAAAGACAGACCCAGGGAGUGUCUGGAAGUUCUCAGAGGGAUCUGGAAGAGUUCAGGAAGGCUCUGGAUGCCAGCAAUCCCAAAUCUCCCCACUCGAGGAGAGCAGAGCCUGCCGGGCAGCACCUGCAGUGGAGGAGUGGCUUCGUCUCAGAAAGCUGUGGAAUAUGAUAGGAUGGGUGAUGAUGGAGGUGGGAUUGGGAUAGGAUAGAAAGCCGCUCAGCUGGGCUUCCUUUGGCCCUGAGAAUGAUUUGGCAAUGAUCAUGGAGCAGUUCCCAGAAUGGGGGUUGUUUCUGACAAGCAGCCAGGUGCUUCAGCAGCACUGCCAGCAGCAUUCCAGUGCCACCAGCAUCACCGGCUUUGCUCUGCUGCUGGAGGGACAAUGAUCCCCCAGAAAAGAGAAAGGAGGAAUGGCAGAAACUUUUCACGUGAGGGAAUGCAGUUGAAGAAUGGGACACUCUACAGGGAAGGAGCGUUUCUAAUUAUGGGAAAAUGAGGAGCUAUUCAAAAUGUUAUAAACAGGUGCUGUAGUGAUUGACUCUCAGAAACGUUGAAUGAACAUUAUAACGUGUGUUAUAAUGUUCAAAGAAGCUCUGUUAAGAUUUGGAGUUUUUCUAACGUGAAUAUUGUGUUCAUGUUGAAAGUUGUAAUGCUGAUCUCUGACCAUGGUGGGCAGUCCAAGCCCGAAGCGCUGCACAAGCUCCGGGAAGGCGGGACGGAGGAGGAGCUGUGUUGGAAAAGCAGAAUGGGUCUGAAUGUGGGGGUUGGAUUACCAAGAGUCUGUAAAUCCUGUUACUGUUUUGGGCAGUGUGCCUCUGGCCGUGCCUCUGGACUUUACUUUGUCCCUUGUUGCAGUUUAAUAAAUUUUCAAAAUUUUAAGAACGGACGCAUCGUUUCUCACAACAAAGAAAAAAAAUCACUCGAUUUUUAGGGGAAAAAAAUCAAGAUCAAUAACUCCUGGGGUGUGGAAAUCUAACGGAAACAAAUUGGUAAAACCAUUUCCGAGUCCCCUGUGACUGCACCGAGCCUUGGGAAACAACAGCAGAAUUGGGAACAGAGAGGAGCCAGCAGGAAUGGGAAUGGGGAGCUCCUGGUGACCUGGGCACUUUCUCCUUCAUGUCCCUGACCUGGCAGGAGCCGCUUUAGGACACGGAUCCCAAAGGAGCAAGAGGUACCAGGAAGCGCCGCUGAUCUGCACAGAGCCCUUUGCCUGCUGCUGCCCCACAGGGAACAG
This is a messenger RNA of Camarhynchus parvulus, 3646 nucleotides long. RefSeq names its product mas-related G-protein coupled receptor member D-like. The record is from RefSeq and is a predicted model, not a curated record. Gene Ontology annotation, biological process: G protein-coupled receptor signaling pathway. Gene Ontology annotation, molecular function: G protein-coupled receptor activity. Gene Ontology annotation, cellular component: membrane. Lineage: Eukaryota; Metazoa; Chordata; Aves; Passeriformes; Thraupidae.